CUCUUACGUCCGGUCGAGCAUCCUCAAGGGGCAUUUGAGCCAAGCAAACUAUGUGGAGAAACAAGGCGCCCACCACCCGUAUCGCUACUCCUGCUAAGCAAGAACAAGCACCUGCUCUAUCCCAUGGCACUUGGCGCAUGCCGUAUUUCCGCAAGUACUCGUAUUGCAGGCGAAGCAUGAUGGCUGCAGCUUUGGAAAGUCCAUGUACAUGACUGACUGCCUCAGGGGUCGGCGUCCGACUGAUCAUCUAACGUGCUAGGAGACACCUUCCUUUUCUCCCCACUAACACAGAUAUUUUCUUCCGCCAACACACACCUCUGUCGUACGAUUCCUAGGCUGUUAUUCGAUAGGUCGAACCAAACAUUGCCCUAUGCACAUUUGCAAGCAUCGGCAACCUGCGCGAACGACACACUUGGUUGUCGCACAGAGGGUUGGCAUCCCGCUGCUGAUCAGUUGUAGAUCCUCCACGACGGGUACCUGCACGAAAAAAACCAAGAUCAAUAUUCCAAAUGUAGAUCAUUGCAACGUCCAAUCGAUAUCGAGAUGCGAUGAAGAAGAGAGCGCACUUCGUUUGUCAGAAUCCACUGUGGCUCUUUGGCCGACUUUUGCGCCUCCAAACAGAACUUUCAUUGCGACCAUCUCGCUUCAUAGCGCACAUCAAGCCGAGCAUGCGAGGAAAGUCCGACGAAAAGUACGGCGAGAUGAUGGUUGCAAUCUACAGCGUGUUCUUGCCAGUCAUACACAGCUACAUGCGCGUCCUGCAUCACAGUCUAAUACAGUCGACCUUGAUCUACUUCCCUACACCCCGAGUGCUAGGCUAUGCGACAAUUGGAACGGAACAAGAUCUGGUUGCUUGAAACCUCCACUUUUCCGCACCUGCCGACUCCCCACAGCACCGGUAGCCCGGUUCGAUCAGGCGAACGAGCGAUCUCUACGCCGAAGCAUUGGCCGACGAAAUCAACAACGUUGUGUGGCGUACUAGGCGUCCAUACUGAUCCUCAGCAUCUUAUGUCGACUGGGUAGAUCAUUAAACAGCCGAGUUUCAUCAGGAGAACCAGCGGAGCCGAAAUUGAGAUCGUUCAUGAUAUAUCACACGUGCGAUAUUUCAAAUACUCAUAUCCCCUAGAUCGUGGCAAAGCCCUCUUACUAUCUCCAUCUAUUCCCCGUCAUCUCCC
Alternaria rosae is the source of this 1175-nucleotide messenger RNA. RefSeq lists its product as uncharacterized. NCBI's taxonomy places the organism in Eukaryota, Fungi, Ascomycota, Dothideomycetes, Pleosporales, Pleosporaceae. The record is from RefSeq and is a predicted model, not a curated record. The coding region runs from base 371 to 982 and encodes 203 amino acids. The transcript has a single exon.